AUGCACACGCACUAUUGCGGAGACCUCCGCACCCACGUACGCACGCGUACACGUGCGCACGCGCGUGUGCGUUCAGCUAUUAAUGUCAUUCCUCUUUCUCUGUCGCCCUCACUUCGUGCGUCUCUCCGGCUCUGGCUCUCUCUCUCUCUCUCUACUCUCUCUCUUAGACUCUGCUGUCUUGCUGCUCAUUCUCUUGCCUCUCGAUUUAUAUACGGAAGUGUGACUGCAUUUCCUCUGUCUAAAUCCGCGUUCCGCUUGCAUUCACGCCGCUAUGACCUAGGGUUGCCUCGCCAGACAACGCAGCCGCAUUCAUGGAAAUCCCCACUUUGUGUCUUCUCUGCUUUCUGCUCAACAUCCUCGGUGAGUCAUUACACUCUCAAGUGUAUAUUACCUCUGUUUAUGAGUUUUCUGUCCCCAUUUUCAUUGUGGGUGGAUGUGGGUCUUUGUGUGCGUCUACUACUGUGUGUACGAGUGCAUAAAUUUUAUUACUGGGGCAGUUUUAUUGUUCUUCUGGCGUACGCCUGCACAUUCACACACACGCACACACAUCCACACACGUUCAAACACACACAGGCGGGCGUUCCGUCGUCGCGGCCUCGUUUGCAGACACACACAAACACAUACACGCGCAUUUCAAUGAGAAGACAUCAAACAAGUCAUCAUCAUUACAGCCCUUCCACAUGUGCGUGCACAUAA
Molecule: messenger RNA, 696 nt
Organism: Hydatigera taeniaeformis
Lineage: Eukaryota; Metazoa; Platyhelminthes; Cestoda; Cyclophyllidea; Taeniidae
Source: the annotation of a GenBank genome assembly